AUGGGGAGGCAGACUCUUUCCUCACUUGCAUUGCUCCUUUCUCUGCUUGCUAGCACCACAAAUGCGGCAUCAGACCCUCCACGACCGCGUGGUGUAGGUCCUGAUUUCGCCAAAUUCUACAAAGAUACCGAGACAUUCACUUGUAUCUCCAACCCCAGCAUCAAGCUCGAUAUUUCCCGACUGAACGACGAUUACUGCGACUGCCCUGACGGCUCAGACGAACCUGGCACAUCCGCGUGCUCCUAUAUCUCUCCACUUUCUCCUCCCCAACCUUCGACGGUCAAGCUUGGCUCAUUUGACGAGAACCUCGCCCUGCCAGGGUUUUACUGCAAGAACAAGGGCCACAUUCCCAGCUACAUUCCCUUCACGAACGUGAACGACGGCAAGUGCGAUUACGAGCUGUGCUGCGACGGCAGCGACGAAUACGAGGGCAUUGGCGGGGUAAAAUGCCCCGACCAGUGCGCUAAGAUUGGAAAGGAGUGGAGAAAGCAGGACGAGGCGCGGCAGAAGAGCCUGAACGCUGCGCGACAGAAGCGCAAAGAGCUGGUGGCCGAGUCUGGGCGUUUGAGGAAGGAGGUCGAGGACCGGAUAUCAACCCUCAAGGCACAGAUUGAAGGUCAGACACAAAAAGUGGAUGCACUGACAAAGAGCUUGGCCGAGAUCGAGCGCGCGGAGAAGGGCAGGGUAGUCAAGGGUGCAGGCAAGAGUGGCAAGGUCACAGUGCUAGCUAGCCUGGCAAAAGGCAGGAUUCAGGAGCUCACUGAGAUUGUUGAGCGGGUGCGCCGGGAGCGUGAUGCAGCCAAGGGGAGAAUCGACGAGCUCGAGGGCAUGCUGAAACGCUUCAAGGAGGAGUACAACCCCAACUUCAACGAUGAGGGUGUGAAGCGCGCCGUCAAAGCGUGGGAGGACUAUGCGGCACAGGACUGGCCUGGACCAGAUGCUGCCCGCGACCGCGACCUCGACGACAUCCUAAAGCCCGAUUCUGAGAGCGCUAUCAAGUGGGACGAGUUCGAAACUGUUGAAGAAUCUGACGUUGACGUCCUCUAUCAAUUCGAGAACUACCUACCUGAAUCUGUCAGGACCUGGGUAGAUACAAAGCUACGCGAUCUUCGAGUAACACUGAUCGAGAACGGCAUCCUUGCGAACCCCAACACCGACAGUCCCGAGUCCAAAGCCGUCACAGACGCCAAAACCCAACUCGAGUCUGCCACUCGCGAGCUUGCCAACGACAGGACUGAGCUUACUAAGCACGAAGAAGACCUCACCAAGGAUUACGGUCCGGACUCCAUCUUCCGCGCCCUGAACGGCCGCUGCGUUAGCCAGGACAGCGGCGAAUACACGUACGAGCACUGCUUCCUUAGCAAGACCACCCAGAAGUCGAAGAAAGGUGGCGCUCACACUGGCAUGGGCAACUUUGUGCGUAUUGAGAUCGUCACUGUUGAUGAGACCCUGCCGGCCGAUGGUAAGGGGUUGGGAAGCGGUGACCGGAUCGCAUUGAAGUACGAGAAUGGACAACACUGCUGGAAUGGACCGAACCGUAGCACGACCGUCAUCUUGGCAUGUGCUGAAAAUGAUGAGGUGUGGAAGGUUGUAGAGGAGGAGAAGUGUGUAUAUAGGAUGGAGGUUGGUACGCCAGCGGUUUGUGGGGUGGAUGUCAAGAAGCCGGAUGUGCCUGAGCACAAUGAACUAUAG
Molecule: messenger RNA, 1692 nt
Organism: Ascochyta rabiei
Lineage: Eukaryota; Fungi; Ascomycota; Dothideomycetes; Pleosporales; Didymellaceae
Exons: 3
Coding region: 1-1692 (563 amino acids)
Biological process (GO): N-glycan processing
Cellular component (GO): glucosidase II complex
Source: RefSeq, a predicted model, not a curated record